AUGGCUGAAAAAAUUAUCAAGAACGAGUCGGAAACACUUGUUUUCAAAGACCGUAAACUCAACAUAGGUCAUGCAAUUCGUAAGCAACAAAUAUUUCCUCGUCCAGACCUAACAACAACUUUGCUAUUCACCGGAAGUGCAAUUCCUUAUAGCUUUCAAAAUGGUAUGGCUGUAUUCCCUUUACCUGGCCAAGAGUAUCCUAUAUUGACUCAAACCACAGCUCCUUAUGCCACAAUGAUACUUCCACAGCCGGAUGGAGGAACACCUCUCUACUUGCCUCCUUUACAUUCAACUCCAGCUGCAGCCAUAUCGCCAUAUACACAUAUUCCACAGCACUCUGUAACGGCAGCACUUCAUCAACAGUUUCAUCAAACAGGAGCUGUUUCUUGUUUGACUCCUGCGGUUGUUGGCCAGAUAACACCAGUCAAUGUCAGUGUUAAUAACGCCAAUCCGCAAUCUCAUUCAACUCCCUCAGUAAUGGCGGCAGCUGCUGCUAUUCAAUGGCCACAACAUCCAGCUCAGAAUAACCAACAAAAUCCACAACAAUCAUCUACUGUAACAGUAACUCAUAGUGUUUCACAUGUAAACAAUGAGCAUUCCCUCAAUCAGACAUCAACAAUCACACAGAAUCAAUCUGCUGUUACAACUCAACAUCCAACUAAUUGGCAUUGGUCACCAUGUAUACAACAAUCUCAAAAUACCAUUCAGGGAACAAGUCCUCAACCUAACAUGUUCACUAUUGAUACAUCUUCAAGUAUAGGUACUACUAAAUCAACAUCAACAAUAUCGAAUCAAAAUCUUCAAUUUCCUCAACAGUGUGCAACAAAUGCAACUUAUUUGUAUAGCCCAUUCACUGGGUCUAGUCAUGAGGUGAUGUUAUUUCAUCAAACCAGUUCGCCAUUUACUGGCAAUUCAACUAGUGAUUACAGUACUGAUCAUAGUGCACAUUCAUCUGGUAUAUUGGAAUCAGCUGAGUCUAUAAGUUAUGAUGGUACACCAAUCAGUCGUCAGACUCAACAAGUUGGAAAACAAUUAACUAAUAUUUACAAUAAUAAUAAUACACAAAUGAAUGGUUCAUGUUUAUCACCAUAUGCUACGUUAACACCAAUUUUAGAAUUUCAUUCACAUUCUAAUUGUAUAGGACAAUCAAAUUCUAUGCAUCAAAUGUCAUCAACACAUUUACAACAUAAUUUACAUCAAAAUCACCAAACAAAUACAUUUGUAUCAAUACUUAGUCCAUCACAUCAUAAUAAAGUAUUUACUGGCAGUAAUUGUACGCGUCAUUUAUCAACUGCUAUCUACGGAAGUCAAUCUCAAAUUAAAAAUGGUACGUUACCAUCAAUUGAUAUGAGUUUAUCAAAUGAACAACAUCAAAAUAUGUUAUCAUCAAUUCGUCAAUUACAAUCGUGUUGUACAAUUGGUACUAUCCAAGGUAUAACUAAUACAACAAUCAUAUCACAAUCCCCACUAACAUCAUCAUCAGCAGCAAUGGUAGCUUCAGUCUCAGCAUCAACAGUACAAGUAGCAUUACCAUUUUUACUAACUUCUACAAGUACAUCAUCCUAAUCUUUUCCUUUUGACUCAGCAAAGAAAAAUUAACAAUCUAAUCUUUUUUGCCGCUAUUUUUUUCUUUUCAUCAAAUUUAUUUCUUAUUUUCUAGAAAAUAGUUGAUAAAUUUUUCAUUUUUCUUACUGGUCUUCUUUCUCUUGUUUUCCAUCUGUUUGUUUAGUUACUUUUUUCCAAAUAUUCUCUUACUUCAAUUCAUUUUUUUUCUAAAAGAAGAAUAAAGAAACAAAGUACUUGAAACAGCACAUUUUGAAAUGUAUUACUACCUUUGAGCUUUGUUGAAUCGGUAUUUUUUUUCCCAAGAUUACUUACUGUCAGUUUUUCACCUCAGUUUUUAUAAUUUUUUUCAUCUAAUUUUCUUACUACAAGCCAACCAACCAACCACUUGCCUUAUCAUUUUUCUCUAUUAAGAACUAUGCUUCGUUUUUUGUAUGAUGCUUUCGAACUUUUUUCACAAUUAAAAAAAAAGAUGAAAACGCUUUUUCUACAUGUUGAUUAAUCAACCAUCUUAUUACCUUGGUCCUUGGUGCUUUUAUCUGUUGUUAUGUUCUUUUAUUAUUAAUAGUACUAUUAUUGUUUCCAGUUUUCUGCACCACAUUCCAACUUUUCUAUUUCCCAUAGAAAUUGUUAUAUAUCAAUAGUUUUUUUUAUGAAAUAUUAGUUCUUGUUCCUGGCGUUUUGACUGCCAUAUUGUAUUAGCACAUUCGACAUUUUUUUGGCCUACAGAAUAAAUGUAUUCAGUCAAGGUGUAAAAAAGACUGAGAUGAACGUUUUUGUUUUCUAGUUGUGAAUAAAUUUUUUGCAGUAUUUUG
Messenger RNA from Schistosoma spindalis, 2378 nucleotides. The record is from the annotation of a GenBank genome assembly. NCBI's taxonomy places the organism in Eukaryota, Metazoa, Platyhelminthes, Trematoda, Strigeidida, Schistosomatidae.